This is a messenger RNA of Varanus komodoensis (Komodo dragon), 2324 nucleotides long. It is a transcript of the gene SAPCD2, whose product is annotated as suppressor APC domain containing 2. Lineage: Eukaryota; Metazoa; Chordata; Lepidosauria; Squamata; Varanidae. The coding region runs from base 1 to 1062 and encodes 353 amino acids. The record is from RefSeq and is a predicted model, not a curated record. The transcript has 6 exons.
AUGCCGGCGGGACGCGGCGCCGACGGGCUGCCGCGCGCGUUCCUGCAGAGCCUGCGCCCGCUCUUCGACAUCCUGGACGACCGGCGGCGCGGCUGCGUGCACCUGCGCGAGAUCGAGUCCCGCUGGCGGCUGCCGCCCGACGGCGAGGGCCCGGCGCUGCCCCCGGGCGUGCUGGAGGGGCUGCGCCGGGCCGCGCCGCCCAGCGGCUACCUCACCUUCGAGAGGUUCGUGCUGGGCCUGCGGGCCUCCCUCCCCGGCCCGGCGGACCCCGCCAGCACGCUCCCGCCGGGGCCCGCGGACGGCAGGGCGCCCGCCCACGAGGGGGCUUCGGGCAGCGGCGCCGGCCGUGCCCCGCGCGCUCCGGAGAAGACGCCCGUCCCGGCGGCCGAGCAGACGCGCUGCACACGACCGGGGACGGCGGCAGAAGCCGGCGGGACCCAGAAGCCGGCGGGCCUGUUGCAAAACGAGAGCCGCUCCAGGGUGGUGGAGAGCCGGAAGCAGCCGAGGUGCCGCGGCGAGCACAGGAGACACACCAUCACCGGUGGCGUGGACUAUGCCAUGCUGAAGCAAAUGAAAGAACUGGAGAAGGAGAAGGAUUUUUUGCUGCAGGGGCUGGAGGUGGUGGAUCGGGCCCGCGAGUGGUACCUCCAGCAAAUCCACAUCCUCCAGGAGCACCAGAAGCAACUGGGCAAAAGCAAAGUUCACAGAGACUCGCCUUCAGAGGGUAGCCUGAGCCAGCUCCACCUUCUAGUGCCCAAAUUGCAGGAACUGAAUCGCUGCCUCUGUGAGCUGCUGUCUCUUGCUGCGAAGCCCCCAAGCCCGUGCGGUGUCACCGCAAACAGCCCGGCCUGUGCGACCGCGGCCCCCCCCCCUCUGGCCGGACCACAGCAGACCAUCGCGAUGCUGAAGGAACAGAACUGGCUCCUGACCAAGGAGGUGACAGACAAAAGCGAACGGAUCACGCAGCUGCAGCAGGAGAAGUCGGCCCUGAUCAAGCAGCUCUUCGAAGCCCGUGCUCUCGGCAGCCGCGAGAGCAACCAGCUGGAUUCCACGUUCAUCUAGUCCCUCGGCCGCGCGUCGGGGCAGGUGCCUGCGGGCGCCGUGGCCCCGCUCCAGCCGUGGCUGCGAGCUCUUUGCAGCGCCCCAGGCAGCUCCGAGCAAGGCGCUGCCUCGCGCCCCCCGCUCGCUCGCUCGCUCCCGUCCCUCUGCCCUCCGGCGUCGCACAUCUCUGCGGCCACCGCCAAGGGUGCCCCUCUUGUUCCGGCUGCUGUUCAGGCCAUCGGAGCUGCAGUCCCCCAGCUCCCGGAUCCGGCUUCCGUUUGGCUGGUGCGGACACAGCCGUUCCUCCACUGCAGCACUCCAAACCAGGCCGCCCGCGGGGGAAGCAGCGCUUCUGCGUUUCCUAGGCCUCCUUUUGACAUGGAAAAGCGGUUUACUUCGUUCAGGAACACUUUACGGCUUUUGGGGGGGCCUGCCCGUUGCAUUAAACUCCGGAUGCUGCUCCAGUCUUCAGGUUCAAGUAGCCAGAAUGAAAGGUCCUCCUCUUUACUCCAAUACUAGCAGUGGCUUCUCUUCCUCUGUAGCCUGAAAGUGCAUCUGAGCAUAUACAGAGUGCUCUUUCCUCAGAACUCCUUUACUGCAGCCAGCUUUCAGGGGUAGCUUGAACUUUCUUGCUGGCUCUGUGUCCUACUUUUCUUUAAACUGUUUUUCUAAGAAGAGCUUUGCCGCAUCGGGUGCGAGGCCCGCUUAAUCGCCCCGGUGGAGUGGCUUCCCUUGGGCAGCCACUCUCAAGCGAACGUGUCUGUCCCCCGGCUUAUGCAGAGGGGAAUCUGAGAUCCGGUGAACCCGAGAUCCGGUCGCUCCCUUUAAAUGCUGCCAGCCUGCCCCAUGAGACACAUUUCUCUGCCUACGGAGGAGGAAAGUGUGAAGUCCAGGGGGACGUGUUCCUGGGCUGUUGUGUAAGCCAGUGGUCUUGAUGCGCAUCAUUUCCUAUGUAAAACAUUUGGGCAUGGGGCUGCGUAUAUGUGGCCAGAGGGCUGGGGGGGGUCAUUUCCCCCCACCCCUAGUUACAUUUUGGAGCAAGAUUCCUCGUUGCUGCUCAGGGUUGUUGUCUGUCACUUGCGAUGUCCCAGCAAAGAGCCGUUUUUGUCCCCGCGCUCGGUGCUGUCUGGACUCCUCUCACACUCCAGCUGCUGUGGACAUUUGCAUCCGCAACCCCCUCUCAGGUAUGUAGCACGAUUCACUGUUGUCUGUCAUUUUAUGCAUGUUUCUGAUCGGGGGAUGGAAGCCCCCUCCAAAUAAAAGCCGAAACGAGCCUCAAAGCA